Molecule: messenger RNA, 2084 nt
Organism: Lathyrus oleraceus (garden pea)
Lineage: Eukaryota; Viridiplantae; Streptophyta; Magnoliopsida; Fabales; Fabaceae
Product: cytokinin dehydrogenase 3
Exons: 5
Coding region: 172-1800 (542 amino acids)
Biological process (GO): cytokinin metabolic process
Molecular function (GO): cytokinin dehydrogenase activity; FAD binding
Source: RefSeq, a predicted model, not a curated record
UUAUUAAACCUAAAAGACAAAAGAUUCUUCUCUCUCUGAAACACACACCUAUUACCAUCUUUUAUCAUGCAAAGUCCUCUUCUAUUCUAUUUAUAGCCCCUCCCUCUUUCCCCUUCUCCCACAAACACUACACAAAACCACAUCACUUCAUCACAAAACCAAACCAAAAACAUGGCUAUGAGUUACCCUUUUCCAAUAUACUUCAUUCUCUUAAUAAUAACCAUACCACGUUUAAUAUCCACCGUUGGAAAAACCGAGCAAUGGAAAUCCUCACUACCAACAGAGUUAUCCACAAACAACAACCUAUCAGAAAAACUCAUAAACGACCCAAAAGCCCUUGAAGAAGCUUCAACCGACUACGGCAACCUCGUACACGAUUUCCCCGCAGCGGUGUUUCGUCCUACGACGGUGAACGACAUAGCAACCCUCGUUAAGCUGUCGUUCAACAGUUCUGUCCCGUUUCGUAUAGCGGCAAGAGGACAGGGCCAUUCCACGCGCGGACAAGCCAUGGCUCGUGACGGCGUAGUCGUUGACAUGAAAGGAUUAAGAGAACGAGAUCGUGAAGGGGUUAAGAAUAAUAUAAAAAUGAAAAAUGUUAAUGAGGGGAUUAAGGUUUUUGGAGAUUCUAAGGUUGGAUACUAUGUUGAUGUUGGUGGGGAACAACUGUGGAUUGAUGUUUUAUAUGAAACACUUGAAUAUGGACUUGCACCUGUUUCUUGGACUGAUUAUCUUUACUUAACUGUUGGAGGAACACUCUCUAACGCUGGAAUUAGUGGACAAACGUUUCGUUAUGGACCUCAAAUUUCUUCUGUUCAUCAAUUGGAUGUUGUUACUGGAAAAGGAGAAUUUGUAAGAUGCUCUAAACAGAAGAACUCAGAAUUAUUUCAUGGUGUCCUUGGGGGUUUAGGACAAUUCGGAAUAAUAACAAAGGCAAGAAUUGCUCUUGAGGCAGCACCAAAGAGGGUUAAAUGGAUUAGACUUUUGUAUAGUGAUUUUUCAGUUUUUACUAAAGAUCAAGAAAGUUUAAUUUUAAGGAAAAAUAGUAAGUUGGAUUAUUUGGAAGGGAUGGUAUUGAUGCAUCAAGGACCCAUAAAUAAUUGGAGAUCUUCUUUCUUCCCUUUAACCGACCAUCAGAGGAUACUUUCCCUAGUUACUCAACAUAGGGUCCUCUAUUGUUUGGAAUUUGCCAAAUAUUAUGAUCACCAUUCUGAAAACACCAUCAAUAAGGAAAUUCAAACUUUGGUCCAAGGACUAGACUAUAUCCCUGGAUUUUAUUAUCAAAAGAAUGUAUCAUUUGUUGAGUUCUUGAAUAGAGUUAGAAGUGGAGAGUUGAAGCUUCAAUCACAAGGACUAUGGGAUGUUCCUCAUCCAUGGCUUAACAUGUUCAUACCAAAAUCAAGAAUCAUGGAUUUUAACUCAGGUGUUUUCAAGAACAUAAUUCAAAAAAGAAACAUCACCACAGGACCUGUCUUGGUCUAUCCAAUGAAUAGAAACAAGUGGGACAAUAAGAUGUCAGCAACAAUACCAGAUGAUGAGGAUGAAAUCUUUUAUGCUGUUGGAUUCUUGCACUCAAGUAGAUUUGAUAAUUGGAAAGCCUUUGAUGCUCAAAACAUCGAAAUUUUGAAAUUUUGCAAUGAUGCUGAAAUUAAGUAUAAGUUAUAUCUUCCCCACUACAGCACACAGGAAGAGUGGAGAAACCAUUUUGGACCUAAAAAAUGGAAAAGUUUUGUACAAAGAAAAUAUCAGUUUGAUCCUAGAAUGAUUCUAUCACCAGGACAAAGAAUCUUUAACAAUAAUUAAAAUUAUAAAAUAGUUAUGAUGGACUGCAUGCAUAGCUGGAUGAUCUAAAUUCUAAACCUUGAUGAGAAUCAUAGCUUUUUUUAUUUUUUUGUACUUUGUAAUAUUUAAUUUUGGUAGAGGGUGGGGUUAUGUGUGCUGCAUGAUUUUGGCACAUAUAUAAAUCAGGUUAUUCAUACCUUAGAUAUGUUAGGUUGACAGAAUCAUUUGUAAAAUAUGCACAUAUCUAGCUGUAUCUUUUUUUCUCUCUCUCAUAUUAGUACAGAUUAGUAUUCCUCUGAUCUUCA